GAAUGCCUUGUAGAUAUCCGUAGAUAAAAAAGAUAAAGUUUCCGUUAAAAUCUUUAAAAGAUCCUGUAAUUUAGUACAGCAUGAAGUAAAACUGAGAAAAGAGGAUUUAUAAUAAUAUGUAAACCUACUUUUCAUACCAGAAAGUGAUUGUUUUCUCUACCUAUGUUCUUUACAUAUAUUUUUAAUGACACGUCCUGUACAAAAAUAAAAAUACGGUUUAUGUGCAAUACUUUCUGCUUUGUUUCCUUAUAGCAAAUAUAUACAGUUUGUUUUUAGUAUCAUUUUAUUAAGUUAUGCUACGUUUUGUUGAUCGUAUGGCGACCGUCACAACUCGAAACCUCAUUUUAAAUGAUAAAGUAAGAGCCUUUAGUUCUUCUAAAGUCAAAUCUUUGGUUGAAAAUUAUUUUGAUUUAAAUUUUCGAAUACACGGACCAACUGGCGAAGAGUGACCACUUCCAAUAAGACGAGUGGCAAGAUGAUUCGAUUUCUUCUCACCAAGACGAACAAAGUGACAAAAGGUCUAGAUUUAAAAGAUAAAACAUGUUUGAUAACUGGAGCGAACAGCGGCGUCGGUUUAGAAAUGACGAAAUGUUUAAAUUUAUGCGGAUGCACUGUCCUCAUGGCGUGCCGGAACACGUAUGCUGCAAGCGUCGUCGCUAAAAAUACAUGCCUCAAACCCGAUAGUCUACGACUUUACGAAUUAAAUCUUGCUUCACUUAGAUCUGUGCGAAAAUGCUCUGAUGAUCUUUUAAAUAAAGAAAAAAAAAUUGAUAUUGUUAUCCUGAAUGCUGGAAUUUUCGGCUUACCUUGGACAGAGACUGUGGAUAAAUUGGAAAUAACGUUUCAAGUCAACUAUCUAAGCCAAUAUUAUCUGCUCAUGAAUAUCGAAGAUAUUCUUGCCGAUAAUGCAAGAGUCGUAAUAAUAUCGUCAGAAUCUCACAGAUACGUAACGUUGCCUUUUAAUGAAAUAUUAACGCCAACUGAGGAAACACUUUCACUUCCCAAAAAUAAAUAUAGCUCCAUCAAAGCAUAUAAUAUUUCAAAAUUGUGUGGAAUAUUAGCCAUGCAUAAUCUAGGAUAUCGUUGGCUAAACACUAAGAAAACUGUGAUCAGCGCGCACCCGGGUUCAUUUGUGAAAACAAGAUUGUGUCGUAAUUGGUGGCUUUACGAAGCUAUCUACACCGGGAUGAAACCGUUUACCAAAACUAUAGCUCAAGCUGCUAGUACACCACUGUACUGCGCUACAUCAUCCGAUUUGAAUGGUUUAUCGGCGAUCUAUUACAAGAAUUGUGAACGUUGUCAAGAGAGCGACCUGGCUAGCAAUCUCCAGUUAUCGUUUCGAAUAAACGAUUUGACCAAAGACAUUAUUCGAGAUAGAGUGACGAUGUCAGAGUUGCCAGUUUCUUUGUCAGACACGCGUCAAAAACACGACGUCGAACACAAUAUCGAAGAUUCACUUUUAACGAACUAUUCAAAUUGACCAAUUAUUUUGUCGUCUAUUUUAUUGCGAAUUGAAGUUUUUAGUUCGUUUUAAUUAGAAUUUAAAAUUAGUUUAUUGCGGUCAUUUUUCAAAUAAAAGACUUACAACAUUUA
Molecule: messenger RNA, 1593 nt
Organism: Bombyx mori (domestic silkworm)
Lineage: Eukaryota; Metazoa; Arthropoda; Insecta; Lepidoptera; Bombycidae
Product: WW domain-containing oxidoreductase
Exons: 7
Coding region: 476-1480 (334 amino acids)
Source: RefSeq, a predicted model, not a curated record